CUUCAGAACAUAGAUGAAAAGAAAUGUGUGGCGCAUUAAGAGAAAUGAUCGGUUAUUUCGGUAUGUUUCUACAUGGUGAGUGAAAAAGCUAUUAAAAUAGCAACAAAACUGUGAUUUGUGUUUUGUUGUAAUCAAAAUCUUGUUGAUUUAUUAGCUUAGGUGGAGCAUAACAAAAUACGUUUUCUGGCAAAUCAGCAGUCCCGCAUGCAAAUUUAACCAGUUGACAUUUCUUUUAUGAACUUGCUAAAUAAAAUGCCUAAAUCUACUUAAUGUUUGUGUUGCAACCAGUAGACUGCUUAAAGGGGCCACUGUCCCUUUAAGAGCAACCUACGCUUGUUUAUCCUGUUCAGUAACGAGGUUGAGAGUGGAGUGACUGACGGCGAUCCACGAAUAAAACCAGCAGCUGUGGAAUGCCAGUCAAGGAGCCACUCCCAUUAUGAUUUCAAAAGUUAUUAUACCGUGAAUGUUCCAGUGAAAGCACCAAAAUGGCAGAAUUAGUCUCUGAUGCUCAAAAUCCUUUAAACUGCCCGAUCUGUCUGAACCUGUUUAAGAACCCGGUGACUACAGCCUGUGGGCACAGUUUCUGUACGGACUGUAUAAAGGGUUGCUGGGAUCGAGAUGCUUCUUUGAGGCGAGUGUACAGCUGCCCUACAUGCAGGAAGACGUUCAACCGAAGACCAGAUCUCAGCAGAAGCACGGUCCUGGCUGAGAUUGUAGAGGGAAUGAAACAGGAAGUUCCAGCUAAGCCUGAAGAUGUUACGUGCGAUUUUUGCAAAGGAAGAAAACUCAAAGCCGUCAAGUCUUGUUUGUUUUGUAUGGCUUCUUACUGCCCAACUCACAUUCAGCCUCAUUACGAGUCUGAAGCUUUUAAAAAACACAAGCUGGUAGACGCUUCCUCGGAUCUACAGCAGCAGAUCUGCCCUCAGCAUCAUAAAGCUCUGGAGAUAUACUGCUAUAACGACCAGAAGUGUAUAUGUGUAGUUUGUAUGGGGACUCAACACAGUGGACAUCGAACGGUCUCAGCUGCAGCUGAAAUGGCAAAAAAACAGGAGGAACUAAAUAGAAAAAAGAGUGAUUUCACUCUGAAAAUCACAGUCAUAGACGAGAAGGUCCAGGCAUUUAGGAAGGCUGUGAUUUCUUAUACGCGUUCUGCACAGGCAGCGGUGGAGCACAGCGAGAGGAUCUUCGGUGAGCUCGUCCGCUCCGUUCAGAAAAGACGAGCUGAGGUGAGAGAACUGAUCAGAGCUCAGGAGAAGAAGGAGAUAGCACAGAUCAAUGAUCACAUACAGCAGCUGGAGCGGGAGAUCGCCAAUCUGCAAAAGGAGAACGAAAAACUGGAGCCGAUUUUACAUACAGAGGAUCACAUCCGUUUCUUCCAGAGUUACUCUCCUCAGUCUGGACUGUAUCUGUGCACAGCUUCACCCGGAGAUAUUAGUGAACUCCUGACCUUUAAGAAUGUAGAAGAAUCUGUCUCGGGGCUGAAAAGCCAACUGGUCAAAGUCUGUGAAGAACACAAGGCCAGAAUAACAAAGAAAGUUGCUGAUGUCCAAAUUUUCAAGACCUCCAGGCUUCAAGACGCGGAUUCUGCACAUUUAUCUUCAGAUUCAUCAUUAGAUUCAUCUUCAGAUUCAUCUUCAUCUCCACCACACAUGAAAGUCUCACCAGAACCGGAUUUUGCGUGGUCAGAAUGAAGCCUACCUGGGAAUUGUAGCACUCAAUGAAACCUUCCUUUUUUUUUAAAAACACAUUUACUUUUUGAGCGGUGAGAACCAAAGGCUUAAGUGACAUUUCGCCGACUUUACAGGAGAGCCUAAACGACAUUUUUUAAUCAUAGUUUGGCUUUGUGUGCUGAUUUCAGUUUGUUAUAAUGCAAAUUUGUACACUCGUGGACUACAGUUCUUUUUAAGAGCUUUCGUUUGAUAUAAAUAUCCCCAUUUCACCAAAAAUGUCCGGUUCUCACCCCCUCCAUAUACUCUGACUCAAAUUUUGCAACAUGUCAUUCUUCAGUUUAUUUAGCACCAAAAUAGUAGAAUCUUUGUCUGAUGCUGAAAAUCCUUCAAGCUGUUCAGUCUGGACCCAGUAUGUUGGACCCAUUUGCAUGGACUAUAUUAAGAUGUGCCUUAUAUUACAGAGUUUUAUAGUGGAGUUUACAGCUGCCCCAAAUGCAUGAAGGCGUUCAACCAAAGAUGAGCAUUCGGAAAGAGCACAGUGUUGGGCCUAGAGAUGUGGAGUGGGAUGUAUGCAAGACCACCAGUUCUUGUUUGUGUGCUUGCUUUCUCACUGAGUUAAAAGCUUCUCAACAUCACAAAGCACUGGAGAUUUACUGCUAGCCGUAUAUACAGUCAUAAUGUAAUUUUAUGUUAUUAAAUGUAUUUAUUUUACAGUUUUAUUGCAAAUAAAUCAACAGUGCCUUAAUAUUAGAACUGCGAUGAUUGAUUUAAAAGUUGACAGAAAGUUAAGGACGGAAUUAUAGAUGCUUGACUUUUAUCUUCAAACAUUUAUUACUAUAUAGUAUUGUUUUCAGGAUUUCCAAUACAAAUGCACAUUUAUAACCUGUUUGUAUUAUGAGAUUUGGCUUGCUUUUUUAAUAGCUCCAAAAUGCCGCCAGAUGGUGUCAUGUACGACAUCUACCAGCAGGGAGUAACAAAACUAUUCAACCCCCGUCUCAAACAUUUUCCAGUGUUACAAGGUGCCAC
Messenger RNA from Puntigrus tetrazona (Sumatra barb), 2696 nucleotides. RefSeq names its product tripartite motif-containing protein 29-like. The transcript is spliced from 9 exons. Gene Ontology annotation, molecular function: zinc ion binding. The record is from RefSeq and is a predicted model, not a curated record. The coding region runs from base 486 to 1691 and encodes 401 amino acids. Lineage: Eukaryota; Metazoa; Chordata; Actinopteri; Cypriniformes; Cyprinidae.